Messenger RNA from Capsaspora owczarzaki ATCC 30864, 3004 nucleotides. RefSeq lists its product as hypothetical. Gene Ontology annotation, cellular component: extracellular matrix. NCBI's taxonomy places the organism in Eukaryota, Filasterea, Ministeriida, Capsasporidae. Bases 30 to 2963 code for a protein of 977 amino acids. The record is from RefSeq and is a predicted model, not a curated record. Gene Ontology annotation, molecular function: protein binding. The transcript is spliced from 18 exons.
UGGCCAUCCGAUCGGACUAGCAACAAAAAAUGAUUCCAAAGGAGUUUGCCUUUGGGCUGCUUCUGCUGUUCUUGAUGAUUUAUCACGUCCAGUUGGCACAGGCAGUCGAUGCUUGCGGCACUGGCGGCGUGUGCGAUUGCUCGGGAACGACCGUCAUUUGCAAUACUGAAUCUCUCACAACCAUUCCAAGCGGAAUCCCAAGCAACACAACGCACCUGUCCCUGCAAAGCAACCAGAUCACCAGCAUUUCUGUCAACGCAUUCACAGGCCUGACUGCGCUGAUUUGGCUGUAUCUGACCGACAACCAGAUCACCAGCAUCUCUGCAAACGCAUUCACAGGCCUAUCUGCACUGACUUACUUAGUACUCAAAGAAAACGAAAUAUCCAGCAUUUCGGCAAAUGCAUUCACAGGCCUGUCUGCGCUGAAGGAAGUGGAUCUAUCCAACAAUCGAAUCAUCGACCUUCCGACCGCUGCAUUCGCAGGCCUUCCUCAGAUGUCUACCUUGCGUCUAUCACGCAACCAAUUCAACAGCAUUCCCUCCACCGCAAUCACCACAGGCCUAACUGCGCUGAAGGAAUUAUACUUGGACGCUAACAACAUCUCCAGCAUCUCCACAGCCGCAUUCACAGGCUUCCCUGCACUGACUUAUUUAUAUUUGGCCGACAACCCGAUCACCGACAUUCCCGCAAACACAUUCGCAGAUUUGACUGAGCUGAGGCACUUAUAUCUGCGCAACAACCAGAUCUCCAGUGUGUCCGCAACCGCGUUCGCAGGGCUCUCUGCGCUGAACUAUUUGGAUCUAUCCAUGAACAAGAUCAGCAGCCUUUCCGCCUCUGUAUUCACAGGAUUGACUGCGCUGUCUAUCUUAUAUUUGCAAAGCAACCAGCUGAGCAGCAUCCCCGCGUCGUCAUUCACAGAUCUGGCUGCGCUACAGCAUUUGUACCUUUCCAGCAACCAGUUCACCAACCUUCCAGCCGCUGCAUUCACCGGCCUGGAUGCGCUGAUCGUCUUAUGGCUGUCCGGUAACCCACUCACCAGUGUUCCCACUUCUGCACUCACAAGCUUGUCUGCGCUGAGGAACUUGGAUCUAUCCUCCACCAAGAUAACCAGCAUUUCGGCGAACGCAUUUGCGGGUCUGAAUGCGCUGACUGUCUUGGCUCUGCACUACAAUCCAAUCGCCAGUAUUUCUGGCUCUGCAUUCACAGGCCUGACUGCGCUGACUGCCUUGCAUUUGAGUAACACUCCAUUAACCACUUUGCCGCCUGGUCUGUUUCAAGGCUUGCCCAAUGGUUUGCGCUUGUCGACCAUAUCUCCAGUGCUGAGCCCCAACAACUUUACCUUUGGUGGGAAUACUAUCGCUCCGCCCAGCACAUACGGCAGUGCAUCCGAACCAUACCAAUGUGAUACCGUCUGUGCUACUUGCUAUGCUGUUGGGAACGGGUCGUGCUGCCCGAUCGAUUGUCUGCUCUGCACAUCAUCCGCUGCGUGCACUCAGUGCUAUGACGGAUAUGGCGUGUUGAGUGGAUCAUGCGUUCCGCUUGCUUCCAUCGCUUCUAUCUCAGUCGCUUCCGUCGCGUCUGCCUCAAUCGCUUCAGUCGCUUCUGCGGCAGUCGCGUCCGUCUCUUCAGCUUCAGUCGCAUCCGGUGCGACUGCCUCGACCGCCUCUGCCUCGAUUGCUUCUCGUCUUUCCGCCACCUCUGCCAUGUCGGCAUCCUUUGCUUCCCUCGCUACUGCGUCAAUUGCAUCACAAGCGUCUGCAUCUGUUGCGUCCGAUGUUUCCGCAACCUCUGCAUCCUUUGCUUCCGUCGCCACGGCAUCCUCGGCUUCAAUUGCUUCUGUGUCUUCAGCGUCACUUGCCUCCGAGGUCUCCGCAUCGCUUGCUUCCCUCGUUGCUGCGUCUUCAGCUUCAAUUGCCUCUGAGGUGUCCGCGUCGUUUGCUUCUGAUGCUUCCGCCAUCUCGGCAUCUGAUGCUUCCGUCGCGACGGCAUCUUCAGCUUCUAUUGCAACCGCGGCGAGCGCGUCAUCCGCAUCUGUCGCGUCAGUUGCAAGCGCGUCAUCCGCCUCUGUCGCUUCUGAAGUUUCCGCGACCUCGGCAUCCUUUGCUUCCAUCGCUGCAGAGUCGUCAGCCUCGGUUGCAUCCCAGGCAUCCGCAUCAGCAGCCAGUGCUUCGUCUGCGUGGCAGACAUCUGCUGCAUCUGCUGCGUCCAAUGCUCCGAAAGGCUCAAGUGACUCAGAGUCAUGGCCGAUCAUUCUCGGAGUGAUUCUUGGCCUGUUAGCUCUUAUCUUGUUGGCUGCGCUGGCUGUGGCUCUUCGGCGUCGUCGCGCACCAAAAUCAUUGCCAGUCAUCAGCACAGCCACCAAACCACGCGAAUCUGUAUCCGCCUCAGAACCGACUUACCAGUCUGCUGAUUACCGCGGCACUGUGUCCAACGUUGUGAAUCCAACCUAUGAAGCUUUGUCUGCCGCUGGCAACCAUGCCUUGUACGAGAAUGUUGGCUCGACGCCCCAGGCUCCUCCAGUCGGUUUGUCGGAACAGGUGUAUGCCGAAGCAUCUGCGGUUGCGCCCAGUUCAAUGCAAGCGUCAGGCAGCGGUGUCGAGUAUGCGGAUCCUUUGCUGCCUAACGCAUCGUCUGUUCGUGUGCAGCCCGCUUCCACACCAACCACGUACUCGGCGAUCACUGUUGUGCCAUCCGAGCAGACGUACGAAACGGCGUCUGCUACUCCCGCUCAAGCCUUGUACGAGGAUGUCGGCUCAAAGCCCCCAGCUUCCCCAGGCGCGUCGGAACUGCUCUAUACCGAAGCGUCCACGACUGGAUCCGGUGUCGAGUACGCCGAUCCUUCGCUGCCCAAUCCCUCGUCGGUUCGUCCGCCGCCAGAGUCAGCAGCAACCCCUUACGCGACAGUCGCAGUUGUACCUUCGACGCAGACCGAGAAUAGCGACUACGCGUCGAUCGCAAACUAGCAAACUGGCGCUGAUGAUUGGAACAGAGUUCGGAAGCCUUC